Messenger RNA from Rubroshorea leprosula, 778 nucleotides. The record is from the annotation of a GenBank genome assembly. NCBI's taxonomy places the organism in Eukaryota, Viridiplantae, Streptophyta, Magnoliopsida, Malvales, Dipterocarpaceae.
CCAGCUCUACAAGCGAGCAGCCUCAAUGCCCCUAUUACGCUGCCUUACUCCUUAUGAAGCUGAAUACGCCGUGAGAGAAGUUCACGAGGGAGUAUGUGGCACGCACAUCGGCGACAGAACUUUAGCUCUGAAACUCCUAAGGCACGGUUAUUACUGGCCCACUAUGGUCGAGAACGCACAGAACUAUGUCAAAAAGUGCCCGACCUGUCAGUUCAAUGUCGAUGAUAUUCACAUGCCAUGUAUCCGAGCUCGUUCUAUAGUUUAUGCUAACUUAAUGACUGUCUAUGAACUGAGCAUGAGUACCUUCCUUGAAACAGGGAAAAGGCUAUCAUCUCUUACGUUUGGCAUACCUAAGCGGAUUAUCGCCGACAACAGGCCACAAUUCCGAGCAACGGAAUUGAGAUCGUUUUGUAACGAUUAUGGCAUUGAGCUCGCCUUGACAUCUGUAUACACUCCACAGUCCAAUGGGCAAGCCGAGUCCACCAAUAAAAUCGUUUUGCGAGGCCUUAAGAUGCGUGUUUUGACUGCGCAUUCUAAUUGGGUGGACGAGCUCAAUAAAGUACUUUGGUCUUGUCGUACUACACCCAACUCGGCUAGGGCGAAACCCCUUUCAGCCUGGCCUAUGGAGCUGAGGCCGUCAUCCCAGUAGAGGUUGGAUUACCAUCUGAACGAGCAGGCUGGCGUGACGAUCUCAACAAUGAGCAACUGUUGAGAGAAAACCUAGACUUCGUGGAAGAGGUCAAGGAGAUGUCUAGAAUAAGAAACAUGGCACAUCAAA